CGGCGCAGCGACGUCGAUGGCCAGUACCGAGUCGGUAGCGGAAUCGGCCACCAUCGAAGCCCUUGGCUCUCUCUUCAAGAUCACCGAGGUCUUCUUAUGGGAUGAUGGAAUGGGUACCAUACCCGAUGCUUCUGUUCACCUUCAUAAUGUGAUUGAAGAAGAACCUGCUAUUUCCUGUGCCACUGCUGAUACCAAUUCAGGCAUUAACCACACAGAUGGGAAGACAUUGAAUCAUAUGUUCUGGAACCAAGUCUUGAUGAAGCCAACACAAAUAUUAUCAACCAUUGUGCAUCAACCUUUCUUGCAGUUGCAUUAGCAGCAGGGAGGAAUAUGCAAAAACCUGGUUUCAGUAUAUAGUUCUUUGUUCUCUUUUUAACGGAACCUAACAAAAUAAUGGAGGACUGUAACCAAAACCUUAUAAAUACUUAUUCUCAUUUUAUUAGAACCUUAAGACUUUCUCAAUGGCAAUCGAUGCAUUCAUUGAUAAUGGAAAUACAAUCCACGUAAGGUCAUGUUUCUUAAUUUAAUCUUUGCAGCUUGAAUUCUGGCGUUUCUUCUUUUAUGUUGGAUAGUGUUGGCAUGAAGUUAUUUAGGACAUCAACAAGACCAUAUGUGCACACCCAAGUAUUUUCUUGGCACAAAAGCAUCAAAUAUCGUACUCUGAUCAUGAUGCACAGUAAGAAGAUGAUCACAGUGAAUAAUGUCUUUUAUCCUCUUAAUCACAAACAAAGUAUGCAAAUUGUUGUACACGAGACUUACUUGCAGUUGCAUUAGCAGAAGUGAAGAACUAUCACAUUGACAUACAAACAAACUUUGAUAAGGUAGGUAGCAGGGGAGAGCACUAGUAAAAGCUUGACAAAGACUUACUAUAGUUCUGACAGAUCUUUUGACUUUCUCGAUAACAAUUGAAUGCGUUCUUGGUGAAUGAAGAUACACCCAAAAUUUUGCCCGAGUAUUUUUUCUCCUCUCCCUCACUCAUGUAUAUCUCGAUUGCUAAUGCUCAAGUGUUUCCUCUUUCAUGUUUUGGCAUCAAAGAAUUGGUUGGGACCUUGACCAGAACUAUUUGCUUACGAGUCAGUGUUGGCACACAAAAGUCAUUUUUUUGUACUACAAUGCUUGUUCAACAAUACUUGGUGAAAUACAUGUCACAAUGGAGUAAUACGUUCUGUCCCUUAUGCCAUGUCUCGCACUCAUGUAUCUGUUCUCCAGCAUAGCCUUAUGUCAUUUCUUACAGUCAUGUAUCUGUUUUCUAGCAUAAAAAGAUCGUAAACUUGGCUUUGAGCAUGAACCUAUUGAUUUAUGAGCCAUAAGGUAAGGAUUUCUUGGGUUAAUGGACCAACUAGAAACAUGAAAAUUAAUCAGAGUUGAGUUUCCUUUCAGUUUUUGUUUCUGGAAGUUCACAUUCUGUUAGUUUCCAAAAUGGCGGGCCUCCACAUGUAACAUAGGAUAAGUGUCUAUUUUGAAUUCUAGAAGAAAAGGCAUAAAUCCAAGUUGUUAAAGACUACAAACCCACUGCACAUUUAUUAUAUUGGAUUAUUUCCACAUGGGUUAAAAGCCAUGGUUUCCAGUCUUUAGUGUCUUUAAGCCAAACAACUUUUUGAAACCACAAAAAGAUGGCUUUGAACAAUUUGUGAGGAAUCAGAGAAAACUUACUUUCUUGGUUUCUAGCAGUUUCACUAGUUUCUUGCAAGAGAAAGCCUUACUCCCCCAGUCAUAUGGAGAUGAUGUAGUUUAUGUUGACUUUGAAUCCUUAACGUACUAGCUUCUGCUUCAGAUACUAAUGGUGGACUCAUUAAAAAGUCCAUGCUAGACUAGUUGGAAUUUGGAAAGAGGAAGUAAGGCAUCUCUUGAUGCUCUUUGGAACCUUAUAGUACAAAGAUGUACAUAGAUACGCUAAAUCUUUCUAAUCUACUCAUUCAGGAUAUCUUGUCUUCUUGGAACCUCUGUUUGGCAUAAAACUUGUAGGAAUCAACAUGGUCUGUUCAUGUUUAUUUCUUAGCUGGCAUUCUAAGAAGGAAAGUAAAUACACGUUGUAUUACACAAAUGAAAAGUAACUUAUAUUUUACAAUAUAGUUCCUUGUUUUAUUUCCAUAAGUCUUGACGCUGAAGUAACCUUGAACAUGUAUGCGUAAACUCGUGAUACAUAUGCUAGGAUAGCAAUGUUGACCCUACUCAUUAAUGUUGAUCCUACUCGUGAUACAUAUGCUAGGAUAGCAAUGUUGACCCUACUCAUUAAUGUUGAUCCUACUCGUGAUAUGCAUGCUAGGGUGGCAAUGUUCAUCCUAAGAGGCAAACUUUUGUUAGGAGCUCUCAUUAGUGUUUUCGUGGAUAUGCUAGUUUGGUAUUAUGUCUUUUUGUUGUUGUCGGCUAAGGGGCCUUGUCCUUGUGCUGGCAUUGCUACCUUGGGUAUGUAAGAGUUUUACUACCCUUGGGGAGGCCCUAUUUUUUAUAUUUUCUUUUAUAUAUUAUCUAAUUCCCGGGAGGGGCCCUUCUUUUUUCUUACCCAAAAAAAAGAAGGAAAAAGGAAAAGGAAAAAAAAUGUUGAUCCUACUCGCAAACACAACCGAACUUGAAAGCAGCUAUCACAUAUGACCAACAGAGUACAGGUCACAAUGGGGUCAGCUGGAUUUAACUGAUAAAUAAGUUGUGUUAUGGUUCGAGCAUCAAGCUCAAUUUAGUGACCAAAAGAAAAACUGCAGUAACAUUAAAAUCGUAGGUUUUUCCUCCCAGCACAAAGAAUCAAACAAGGUCUUAAAGAUUAGUUAGGCACUGUUGCAUGUUAGCUGUAUCGUAUCAGAUUUGGAGCAUAUGGAUCCCUUCCAGCCGAAACUUACUGAAACUGACUGACAUUGUCAGCCGAAACUUACUGAAACUGACUGACAUUGUCAAUAUUCGUUGAUGAUCGUGUCAAGCAUAAAAAAAUUGAUUUAAUGUAGUUAUGGGGGAAAUAAAAAAAAUCAAUUGUUAACAGAUCAGAGUGAUAGAUUGGAUCAAUCCCUUUACUGUAUAUGGUAUAAUCCCUUAUAGUUACCAUAUCAAAUGAGGUUGCCCUCUUUAUUUUGUGCAUCCUUUUAAUUAUACAGCUUUUCAUCCAUAGUUCAUAAUGAAAACUGAACUGUUAACUUGGAUCAAAUAUAUUAAUCCUUAACCCUCUUGAUAUUAUUAGGAUUUUUGCUUCACAUAAACAACAGUUAAUGAGAAACCCUAAAAUUGCUUGUCUAAAUUUUAUUUAUUUAUUUCUCCAAGUUAGAUUGAUCAUUCAAAAGACUUUACUAUACUGAAAUUACUUUGGCAAAGAGAAAAAUUCUAUAUGCAUAACAUGUUUUAGUUAAUUAAGUGCACAAGCAUUUGCACAUGUACUUAAUAUGAAAAGAAUUUGUCAGAAAUUAGUCAUCAUGGAUUUCCCCCCUAUUUGUUAUUUACUUUUAACAAUUCAACAUGUUGCUAAUUUAACAAAAGGGCCCUAUUGUUUGGCGCUCUAGUCUAGCAGUACGUUAACCUUGUUUGAUCUAAAAAAAGUCAUGUUUCUGCUACUAAUCCAUUCCUAUCAUCAACUAAUUAUACUUUCGUUGUUACUUACUGUAAGAAGAUUGUAUUUCAAAUAUUGUUUUACCAGAAGACUCCAGUUUUAAUGGCUCUUGUGUCAUGAGCUUCACAGAUUAUACAUCUGUGGAAGAUUUUGGGUUAGCAAAGCAGAUGGAUGCUCUGGGGCUCCCCAUUUCUUUCAGCACUAGUAAGAAGAAAAAUAAUGUAGCUGCCAAAACUACAAAAAGGAAGGGAAUACAGGAGAAAUCUGUGUCCACCAAUAAAGAUAUAGAAUAUAGAGUCCUUGUUGCGACACGAAGUUGCCUAUCGGAGGAUAAUUCAUCAUCAAGAGUUCUGCAUGAUAGCACAAACAUACCUUUUUGUGAUAUUGUUAAGGCCACAGAAGCAACCACUGGAGACACCUAUCAUGAUGAUUACAGAGAUCGAUGUAGAGGUUCUGUGGAUAGAGAAUCAGUAAACACAACUGCUAGUAUACUUUCUGACAUCAUUGAGAAACAAGUUGGUGAUGAUGAGACUCCUGUGAUUAUGAGAAGCUGUAUCCAACAUGAGUUGUCAUGCUUUGAUAUAGAAAUGGAAACGAGUACUGAAGUUUUGGAGUUAAGUUCAGGCCCUGAAAACUUCCAUGGGAAUGAUCAUGAAUAUGUCAAAUCAGGAGCUCACAAAGAGGAAUUGUUUCAGAAAAAUGUUCUUGACAACUAUGUGGAAUGUCCGGCUACAUCAUGUUGUAUUAUUGGAGACACACAUGAUGACAAUAAAAAUUUGAAUUCAUGUCCUACUACAAUAGAGUCAUCUUGCUCUGGUGCAUCAGCUGGUCAUCAUUUUGCAGAGUGUCCUGACAACUUUCCAUGCUAUGAAUUUGGUGACUGGAGAGUCAUUUGGGAUUCUUUCUACAAGAGGAAUUACUUCUACAAUUUUCAAUCACAGGAGUCUACCUGGUAUCCUCCUCCAGGCUUGGAACAUUUUGCACUGUGCUCCAAUAUACCUAAUUCAAGUGACCUGUCCAGUGAUGAGGCUGAAGAGCAUCCUGAAAUAAUCUCAUGCAGGAUGAAUGGUGAUAUUACUGCAUGUUCAGAUGGACAUGAAAUUGUCAAGGAAACUGCUGAUAAGCAUGUUUUGCUUCAUACACCUCCAAAUCAUUCAACAGAUGAACUUGAUGUUGAUGAAUACCAGGAGAAACAAGAGAACUGUAUGAAUUCGGAGACGUGCAGUGUGCUGGAUAUGGCAUUUGAACUUACUGUAGGCAACAGUUGGGUUGACACAGAAAAUGAAGGAGCUAAUGGUGAAAAUGGGGGUGAUUUUCCAAGCAUAGGCUUGACUUCGAUGUAUGAGUUGGAUGGUUAUCACGAAGUAUGUGGAAAGAAGAAGAAGAAGAAGAAGAAGAAGAGAGAACGGAAGCUCCAGUCACGGCUAACCUUACAAGAAGUGGAUGGUUUUGUCCCUGCCAAUAUUGUUAAGUACUGGUGCCAAAGGUACUUGCUUUUUUCCCGUUUUGAUGAUGGUAUAAAGAUGGAUGAAGAAGGGUGGUUUUCUGUUACACCAGAGUCCAUUGCAAAGCAUCACGCAUCUCGUUGCAAUAGUGGAAUUAUAAUUGAUGGUUUCACUGGAGUUGGUGGGAACACAAUACAAUUUGCUAUGAAGGGCAAUUACGUCAUUGCAGUUGACAUUGAUUCACAAAAGAUUGAUUGCGCACAAGACAAUGCAGCUAUUUAUGGAGUUAGUGACAAGAUAAAUUUCAUUCAAGGCGACUUCUUCCAGAUAGCCCCACGCUUAAAGGGUGACGUCAUUUUCCUAUCACCUCCUUGGGGAGGACCAAACUAUAGUAAAGUGCAAUCCUAUGAUAUCAGAACCAUGCUUAAGCCUCAUGAUGGGAAACAUCUUUUUGACAUUGCAAGGACAAUUGCUUCCAAAGUUGUAAUGUUCCUUCCCAGAAAUGUUGACCUACAUCAGCUAGCAGAGCUGUCUUUGUCGGUCAAUCCUCCAUGGACCCUUGAGGUUGAAAAGAACUUUUUGAAUGGGAAAUUGAAAGCAAUCACUGCAUAUUUUGAUAAUCCGACUUAGUAGAAGCUACAGAUCGAUCUGUUGCUUAUCUAUUUUGAAGUGCUUAAAUUUAAAAUCCGGAGGGGGUAACGAGAAGCAAUAAACUGCUUUAGUUUGGUGCCAAUUGAAGCUUGAGAUGAUGUAUAUAUAGAGGACCAAGAUGUAUAUAUUCUUUUUAGAUGAUAUCGAACCUUUUUCUUUUUCCUUUGCGUCUUUCUUUUCUUUUUCAUUUCGGCUUUUUGUUAUCUUAUUAUCAUGUGUCAGUUUUCAAGUCCUCCAUCUUCUUGCAAAUUCUGAUAUAUGUUGUCAUGAGUGAAAUACAUUGUAGUAGAUCUGAAGCUAAAAUGCUGAUGGACGUUAAAGCUCUUGUGAUGCAGCAUCAAACCUUGGAAUACUGCAACUGUAGAUAAAUAUAUUCAGGGUUGAUGACGAUUAUUGCUUUACUGUUAACAGGAUUGGUUAUGUCUGUAAUUGAACAAUCCUCGUCCUUUACUUUAAAUUGGACGGGUGUUUUCGUUUUGUUGGAAAUUUUUUUUUAAUGCA
Molecule: messenger RNA, 6126 nt
Organism: Asparagus officinalis (garden asparagus)
Lineage: Eukaryota; Viridiplantae; Streptophyta; Magnoliopsida; Asparagales; Asparagaceae
Exons: 13
Coding region: 3646-5604 (652 amino acids)
Biological process (GO): 7-methylguanosine cap hypermethylation; 7-methylguanosine RNA capping
Cellular component (GO): nucleus
Molecular function (GO): protein binding; RNA cap trimethylguanosine synthase activity
Source: RefSeq, a predicted model, not a curated record